UAGGCGAUAGGGCGCUUGCGUAAAUUCAAGGCCCCGUUUUCCUGCCACGCAGACGUGCUGCCACUGAAUGCGCAAUUACAUUUCUGCUCGACGGAUGUAGCUGAUGAUUGCGGGAUGCAGGCAUUGUUGCUUCUGGAAUGCGUCGCUUUGGCUCUCCUUUUCUUGACCAGUAAAGAUGCGUUUCCAGCUGGGAGUCUGGCUUCUCCGGUCUAUCACAGGAGAGGAGGCCUUGAUCUCGGGGGACCUCUGCCGGCGUUUCUUCCAAGAAGGCAGCAAACGCAGAUUGAACGUUGGCUGAACUUCGCUUUGCGGAGGACAAACAGGUUUCUCACGCGACUAGGCUUCUCUCCGUUGCGAAUUGACGACGGAAGUGCAUCUGCGAACAUGCGACUUACCUGGGGAGCAAAUGGUUUUCGAACUGUGCCGGAGUAGCGUAAACUACCCUACCAUUAGUAAACCCGUAAUAAAUAUGUGACACAACCGCGCA
Dermacentor silvarum is the source of this 487-nucleotide messenger RNA. RefSeq lists its product as uncharacterized. The record is from RefSeq and is a predicted model, not a curated record. Bases 115 to 432 code for a protein of 105 amino acids. NCBI's taxonomy places the organism in Eukaryota, Metazoa, Arthropoda, Arachnida, Ixodida, Ixodidae. The transcript is spliced from 3 exons.